Babesia bigemina is the source of this 3810-nucleotide messenger RNA. RefSeq lists its product as hypothetical. The transcript has a single exon. The record is from RefSeq and is a predicted model, not a curated record. The coding region runs from base 1 to 3810 and encodes 1269 amino acids. NCBI's taxonomy places the organism in Eukaryota, Apicomplexa, Aconoidasida, Piroplasmida, Babesiidae.
AUGGUCAUACAGAAGAAGAGUACCAUUCUUCCGCUCAAAACACUCAAGGAGUGUCUUGAGUUCCUGAAGUGGUUGGAAGUCAACAAGGAGAAGCAAGAAAAGGUGGCAAAGAAACUGGAGAGGCGUAUCAACUAUUAUUAUUCAAAGAAAGUCAACGUGGAGAACAUUAAAUCCGCACUUUCUAAUUUUAUCGACCAAGCGUCACACUUUUAUGGCAAAAUAUGCAGAUCUAAGCAGCCUCACAAGCAUGGAUUAAGAAAAGAUAAAGAUGUGCUUGAUACUUUGCUUGCUAGCAUACCCAAACUGCUUUCCGUGAGGUCCUUGUUGGAAUAUAACGUGGAUGUGAGGUUCCAAAAUAUUGGUGGAGGGGGGUGGAAGGAUGAGCCAAUUGGGUCGUUUAUAGUGUCGACAUCUAGUGUCAGUAAGAUUGAUGCAUAUCUCACUGAAAAAAACAUCAACAAAUACGGUGUCAUUCCUGGGGGAUUUGAGAAAGGUGAGGUGAAUGAUGCUGCGCAUGGUGCUUAUGCCAAUGGUUCUGUAAUGGCUAAUGACUUCGAUAAGUUUUUUGAUCAACAGGAACAUCAGCUUUUUCGCGACGUGUUCGCUACAUCGGUGUCGACCACUGUCGGUUCACAGACUUCCAACUCCGCAAACGCCCUAAGAUUGCUCAAAAUAUUUUGCGAUAUUGUUGAGACAGAGCUGAAUGAAGAACUAAAGAACUAUUUGGAAGCUCACCGUGUUUGUAUUGAUUGGGAAGAGUUAAAACAACAUUGUUCAGGACUUAGGUCCAAGUUAGACACGUUGUUCGCCAAUGGCCGCUUUUCCCACACCGGCCAGGCGCCUAGAAAUGAAGAUUUAAACAGUAAACAUUUUGCUAAAAAGAUGGCGACUUGGCUAAGAGAUAAUUUGGAUAAAGUGCGAGGGAAUUUGGAGAAAAUUGAGACGAAUGAUCAUGUACUCGGCAAUACACAACCUGGCCAGCUUGGGGAAUAUUUGAAGAAGCAUUUCUUCCCUUACGGAUUCACGUUUCAUGGCCACAAUAUUGAUACUGAAAGCAAUCUGAAGCAUGUUUUAAAAACGGAUUGGAAAGCUGUGAUCGGUUGCCUCAAUGAACAUAAUAGUGGCCUGUCUAAGCUUGUACAUAUACUGAAGGGUAAACAGUGUCUACUGAAACAAUCUCAGAAAGCGGCUGUAGUGCAGAACCACGACAGUACGGCAGACCCUGAAUCUGAGUCUGAUCCUGAAGAAGAUGAAGAAGAGGAUGAUGAUGAUGAUGGCGGAUUAACAUAUCAAAACAAUGAUCAAAGUGUACAGCAUCCUGGACUUCCGAAUGAGGCAAAUUAUUCAGACACUCCUCCUGAAGAUGGCAAAGGUCAAGGCCCCGCUGGCGCUCUAGGGGGCGGUGGUGCGGGCUUGCAGGUCAGUGGUCCUCCAGCUCAACAGCCAGUUCCGCCACAAGCAGCUGCACCUACAUCCUCAACAAUUACUCCAAGCCCAGGCUCCUCGUCAUCUGGUGGCCUUGGUCCAGGUGGUGGUACAGGCGCACCGGGGUCUAACGGUGACCAAGGUAAGCUAGGGCCUGCUGGUCCGGUUGUUUCAGCGUCUUCUGAUGUUUCAGAUGCACAGGUGAUACAAACGUCUCAGCCUGCACUUCAAUCGUCGCCAGUGUCAUCUCUAACCCCUCCCGCCAGUCCUCCUGGUAGCCCUAAACCCACUGCUAAAACUGGGGUGCUAGGUGGGGGUUUACAGAAUGCUUCUUUGGGUUCAGAUCCUCUUCUAGCUGCAAGCGCUGUUUUAGCGCAGCCUUCAAGUGUUUCAGGUCCACCAUCUGUAGCAUCUGGCGUCCUUUCUACGGGUAGUGGUACGGACAUUCCUGAUAUCGAAACGGAAGUUGUAAUACAUCCAUGGGAAGGUGGUAAGGAUGCCUACAAUACACAUUCUGAUGCGUUACUCAAUGAUCAUAUUGAGAGGUUGCGAGAUCCCAACGGUAUUAACCUUCUUAAUGGUCCUAUUACUCAUCGCGGCACAGUUAGAGAGGCAUCUCCACAAUCGGAUAUCGCUUCUGACCUGGAUAAGUUACAAGAAGCUUCAGUUUUGUCGAACUCAUUAGGCCUUCGUGAUGUCGAUAUGCCGUUUGAACAUUUUGAUUUUCAUGUUUCACCGAACGAAGGAGGUACUGGUGAGGUGUAUAUUCCCCAAUGCCUCAACCCCUGGUAUGUUGACCCUUCAUCCACCUCUACCAGCCAUUCAACUACUUCUCCCCCAGAUUCUGACAAUAUGCCUUCUCCCAAUACUGUCCGUGAAAUGCUCUAUUGGAUGGUCGGCGUUGUCGAAUUAGGGUACAUUGGUUUUAUUCAGAAGCAUGUUGGUGGAGUUUUGGAUGAUAUUAAUAAAGACUCCUCGUGGCCUUCAUUUGCCAUCGAUGUCACCGGGUAUCCCAACCAGCUGACUGCUUCCCGUGUCACCAAUACCCUUGCAGAGGCGUGCCUCUACUCGGCAAACAUAAUCACACGGAUUAAGUACUACAAUGAUUUUAAAGCCUUCUCUACUGUUGACUUCAAAUCAGUAUAUAGUCAGCUGCAUUAUUCGUCCGACCCCUCCUGUCUCCUCUGCCAGCUGCGUGACUACGCCUAUGCCUGCCACUACCAGUUGCAAUUCCUGAAGUCGCAGUGUAAUCAAGACAAAUCCCUUGGUGGUUGGCAGAAUUGUAACUACGGAAGUGACAUAUCUUCUUCCAACUCCCUCCUCCAGUCUUUCCUGACCGACGGCUGGGACUCCGACUUCGAGACUCACCCCUUCGACCCUUGCAACAUCUGCUGCAAGACCCGGGUACACAUGGGAUUUAAACACAAAGAUCUGCCUAAACCUCACCAAACUGGCGCCACCCUUUCCACCAUCCUCACUCCCAGCUGCGGCGGCGACGACCCACUGCUGACACUGUCCUCCUACCUCAACUGCCUCACCAGGCGGACGCCGCGCACCACCGGGGAGCUGGUGUCCUACUUCCACCAUUUCGGCAAUUUAAUGUAUGAUGCGUCCUCCAAGGGAUUGUCAAACCUUGGCAAGGCCCUCACCAAGCCUCAUGAGAACUGUCCCGACUGGGACCAUUUCGUUGAUUCCGAGUUACCAGCUAUCAGGGGAAUCAGGGGCGUCGACUCCGCCAAUCACAACGUUGACCACGCCGGCUCCCUGUCCAAACUGCUGGGCUGCGACAUCACCAAUGCGCAGUGCGCAAAACUUCUGUCGCCCACCACGCACCGGGCCUACGCUGUGUAUUCUCCGUGCUUUACCCACACCUACCUCAGCUGGGCGGUUUUCUUAUCAGACAGACUGUGGAAGUCAUUCAAAAGACUGUUGUAUGAUUUAGAAGGGCAUGAUAACACCAAGUGCUCAUCACUCCACUCAUGCCCCUAUGCUAUGCCUCUCCUCUACACACACGGGUUCAUGCCACCGGAGGGUAAAUUGCAGUGGCCACUCACAUGCUCAGAUAUAAUCGUAAAGCUGAGGACCGUGGUCGACGGCAAGCCUAUUGCAAUGCUCAUGACCUGCAUGGACGACUUCCUCUACAGGGUCAGGAUGCCCUUCAUCUACACGCUAAUCGCACUAUGGUCGGUAGCAGUACUCCUCCUCUCAUACACGAUACUGUACCGCCUGGACGUCCUGUAUCUCUGUUCUCAUGCCAUCAGGUCCAAGGCAUCCCACCUCAUCGACGUCAAGGCGCUGCUCACUAAUAGCAGGAAGAUGCUCUCACUCUACGACGCCGAUUACUUUGACGAUGAUCCCAAUGAUCUCAUAGACCAGCUUAAAUAA